Messenger RNA from Orbicella faveolata, 2674 nucleotides. Its product is annotated as mast/stem cell growth factor receptor kita-like. The record is from RefSeq and is a predicted model, not a curated record. Gene Ontology annotation, cellular component: signaling receptor complex; plasma membrane. Gene Ontology annotation, molecular function: ATP binding; transmembrane receptor protein tyrosine kinase activity. Lineage: Eukaryota; Metazoa; Cnidaria; Anthozoa; Scleractinia; Merulinidae. Gene Ontology annotation, biological process: cell surface receptor protein tyrosine kinase signaling pathway; positive regulation of kinase activity; multicellular organism development.
AGUUCAUAUAUGAAUUAUUUCAUAUAAACUUCACAUCAUUACAUACAUUAUCACUUACAAUACAUUACAUUACCUCACUUACGAUACAUUAUGUUGCAUUACUCACUUACAAUAAUUAUGCUAUAUUGCUUACUUGCACUAGGUUACAGAACAAUGCGCAAUUAGUAUUUGGAAAAACUGUGAUAACCAAUUUAAACCUUGCAAAUUAAAUGUGUGACUACGUACUGCAUGCAUUAAUUUAAGAAACUGGACCACUUCUCUAAAAAGGUAUUGUGUUUGUUUGACAUAAGGGCUAUAUAACAUUUGUUUGAUUUAUGUAAUCUGCAAACCUAAAUUUAAUGCUAUUUAAUGUUUUGCAAUAAAGAUUAUUUAUGAGAAUAAGGCGGUUUAGGGUUGAACAAAAUGACCAGUUAUUAAGUCUAUGCCAUAAAUGAUUUCAUUCUCGGAAAGGCGUAAGGUCUUUUUAGAAGUAGACUGACACCAUGUUCAAUAAAAUCCGACCACAAAGUACUAGCAGAGGGACCCGAUACAAAUAAAUGACUGACUGUUUGGUUGAUGUUUGUGUAGAAGGGACAGUGAGGGUCUUCAACCUUUUUCAUUUUGUACAAAACACAAUUGGUGUAAAGAAAAUUGUGAAUAAUCUUGUAUUGGAAUAUUGAAAAUUUGAUUUCUUCAGUCACAAGAAAGGGUAAAGAAUAAUAUUUUCUGACGUUCGUGGAUAUCAAAUCUACAUUCUAUAAGUCUUUUCUCAGCUCUUGGAGGAGAAAAAUUCUGAUGAUCAAUUAAAGAUCCGUAAUUUGUUUUGCAUGUAAGUUUAUCAAUGGUAAGUAAAUUAACUGUGGUGGCUUGUUCUUCCUGUUCUAGGUAUUUUUUCCAUACACUCGAUAUUGCCAAAAGGAGGCCAUGAUAAUGUUAAAAGAUUGCAUUUACAAUGAAUUUUUGUAAGAACUCAAUGAAUUCAUGACAGAAAUUAAGUGUUACUUUCAUCGAGAAGACUGGAUAGUUUACAGAUAUCAGCUUGAUGCCAGCUUCGAAAAUAUGUGGAGGCUUUGUUAAUUUUUUAUGAAUCAAUUAUUCCAAACAAUUUGGUUGAGUACUGUACAGCUUUGUAGGGACAACAUUAUGUAAUUCUUGCCAGUGUGAAAUUAUGUCUUGUAAUCAUUGAUGGAAUAUUGCCGUAAGGAAAAGAAGACUUUAAAAAGAAACACGGCAUGUAGAAUCAAUUGGGCUGAUAAAAGACAUGCUUUCACUUCUUCCAUCAGCAUUUCCACUACGCUUUCAGUUUGAGGAAAACCCAUCAUGCGGCAGAAUGGAAAUCUACAAAAAAGGUAGCUGGGAAAGACUUUGUACCAGAAGGGGAGGUACAGAUGAAGAAGAUUUGACCUGCAAGGCCAUGGGUUACACUAACAGCGGGUUAUAUGAUGAUGGUGCAUGGCAUGGAGAUAACAGCAAUGCCUCAAAUUCAUCAAUCCACUCUAACUGUACAUCACUGACAGAUUGCAAGAGUAACGUUGACAAUAAAACACAAUUAUGCAAAGUCCCUGUACGAUUAAAUGGGAGCGAUAAAGAAUAUUUUGGAAGAGUGGAAGUAUUUUACAAGGGAAAGUGGGGAAAGAUCUGCCAUAAUAAAUGGAAUUUUGAAGAUGUCAAAGUUAUUUGUCGUCAACUUGGCUUCAAACGUGCAGUGGCUGAAUUUGUUGCGGGAGAUAUCAAGGAUGAGGACAUUCCUUUUGUAAUGUCUGAUGUAGCCUGCUAUGGAGAUGAGCCUGAGCUGGCAUCCUGCCCACGAACUGAUGGAAAGCUUAAUGUUGACUGUCAAAAUGAUGACACAGCUGCUCAGGCAUUGUGUGAACCAAAAGGGGACAAAAUAGUUUUGAACGCGGUGCGAGAAUUUUUGGAUGUUGGCAAGAGUGAAACUAUUCACUGCUCCUUGGAAAAUGAAACCAAACACAUAAGUUGGUUCGAUAACAAAAAUCAAGAGAUUUUAAACCCCACAUCUGAGACAAGGAUGAAGGCAAACAAAAAUGGUGAACUGACCAUUAAAAAAGUUGAGUUGUCUGAAGGAGGAACCUAUGAAUGCAGGGGAUUGGAAUACACUCGUUACUACACCAUCUAUGUCAAUGGUAGGCCAAAUGAUUACUUUUUUACUAGGAACAUAAUUUUUACUAGCACAUAAUUUGAUCAUUUAACCUGUUUUUUUAGCCAAAUAUGUUUGUCUUAAAAUGUGUACAAUUUUUUUCUCUAGCCUCAAUUUCAGUAAUCUUUGAUAGACCAUUUACACCUGUGCAUCCUGGGGUGGAGGGGGGGUACUCCGAGAAAAAUUGCAUGGGGGUAUGCAGCCAGCUUCCUAACACCCUUACCCUAUUUAUGACCAAAAUCUAUGAUUUUCCCAACCCUAUUUAUGACCUGACCAAAAAUUUGAUACCCUGUGAAUGACUUGAUCCUGAAUCAAUACCCCAUUUCAGACCUGCCUUACACUUAGCUCCCUAGUUCAGACCAGUGUUAAAGGCAUUGUAAAGGGCUUUUGUUGGUUGCUCUAAUCAAUAAUGAUGAAAAAGGAACUUCUUCUAAAAAGCAUACCCAGUUGGAGAUGAGCUCAAAAAUCAUACCCUAUUUAUGACAAAAAUGGCUAAAAUUGACACCCUAUUUAGGACCAAAACGGCUGAAAAACCAU